Diplodia corticola is the source of this 1038-nucleotide messenger RNA. RefSeq names its product microtubule associated protein. The record is from RefSeq and is a predicted model, not a curated record. NCBI's taxonomy places the organism in Eukaryota, Fungi, Ascomycota, Dothideomycetes, Botryosphaeriales, Botryosphaeriaceae. The transcript has 2 exons. The coding region runs from base 1 to 1038 and encodes 345 amino acids.
AUGGAUCAAGGAAAGCCCAUUGUCGUGGAUGCCGCCACCACCGUCGCCGCUCGGCGGCCGGGCCGCUUCGAGACAAUCUACACUCGGCUCGGGUUUCAACGCGCCUACAACUUCCCGCUUUUCAUUGUCUUCGCGGGCGCCAUGGUCGGGUUCAGUCUGUCCCGGCUGUAUUUCUACGACUUCGACGGCAUAUUCGCAAAAGAGUCCGCUCCGGGCGCCAUGUCUGACUACCACGAAGGCAAGUAUAGGGUUGGAAUGCUACUACACCUGGCAGCCUGUCUGCCCUCGGGCCUACUCCUAGUGCUACAGUUCGUGCCAGGAAUCCGCCACCGCUGGCUUCUGCUUCACCGCAUCAACGGCUAUGUCGUCUUAUUCCUAGUAAUCAUCUCGAAUGCCGGGGCAUGCAUCGUCCUCGGGCGGCGUGAGAGUGGGACCCGCGUAGCUACGCAAUCGGCCGAGGCUACCAUGGUUAUUAUGACGACCGUUAGCAUGUCGGCGGCGUACUGGAACAUUAAGCGCCUACAAAUCGACCAGCACCGAGCGUGGAUGCUACGUACCUUCUUCUACUACGGCGUUAUUAUUACGAACCGUAUUAUCGAUAGCAUCGCCGCCGUCGUUAUCUCGGCUUACGGCGGCUACUAUACCGUCUGGUCGUGCCGCAUGAUGGAGUACACGUACGCUGAAGCUGGCUUGCGCACGCUCCAGCAGGACUACCCGGGCUGUUUUUCCUCUUCUUCUCCCUCCGGCGGCCCUGCCAAAUUCGAUGGCCGCGCUCAUGUGGUCGUCGAGGCGAUUCACGAUGUCAAUCAACCGCCGAACCUCGGUGCCUCCUUGACUAUCCCCUUCGGCACCAGCGUAAGUCGCAGCACUCCCCACUUCCAAAACACCUCCACCCCAACCCACCUCAUCCCCUCCUCUCCUCCAACUCCUCCACCAACCCCUCCGCUCACCUCCUCCUCUCCUGCCCACACCGCCCCUCCAUCCUCCGCACAGCACCAUCUCAUGGGAGAAUUUUUACUGACGUGGACGAACACCUAG